CCGCCCGUUCCCACUCCCGAAGUCGCCACCGCCUGCAGCUUGCGAAACCGAGACCCCGAGCUCGACACCCAGCGCCGAGCCAGAGAGGCCAAGGACGCACGCACGCAUGGACGCCGCCAUCUCCUGCGUCGGCGUGGCGCCGCAGAACGCGCUGCUGUCCCGCUCCUUCGCCGACGCCGCCAUCGCCCGCGCGCUCCACUUCUCCCUCUCCGACGUGCCCCAGCCUUCCGCCGAGGCGACGGCCGCGACGGCGGCGGCACCGCCAGCGGCGACGACGGUGCUGAUGCACGGCUUCGGGGGCCAUCCUCCGCUGAUGGGCAGCGCGGCGCCGUCGCAGUCGCCGUCGCCGUCGUCGUCCGCGCGGUGCCGGCUGGGGCCGGCGGGCGGGGGCGCGGGGAAGCGGCGGCGGCCGCGGCCGUCGAAGCGCGCGCCCACCACGUACAUCAGCACCGACGCCGCCACCUUCCGCGCCAUGGUGCAGCGCGUCACGGGCGCCGACGAGGCCGACCUGCUGCUGCAGCAGCAGGACGGCCUCGGCCUCCUCCUGCCGCAGCUCGGCGUCGAGCAGUUCCUUCAGGCGGGCCCCACGGCGUACGCGACGACGCCCACGCCCGCCGCGGCGGAGCAGCAGCAGCAGCAGCCGCUGUUCCCGACGCUGGACUCGUGGAACGUCAUGUACGGGAAGAAGAACGAGGUGGCCUGAGCCCUGACUGCCCAAUGAAAACGUCGUGAUCGCUAGUCCGUCCGAGGUGAGCUCGUGCGUGUGCAGCAGCAGCCGCAACUGCUGCGUGGAUGAUCAUUCGAUGGGGGUGACCAUGAGUGGUUUAGGCCUCUAUGGGUGUAGUGUUAAUCGGAGAACCAGGCGAUUGCAGUAGUUUUGCAGUUGCAUCUGAAUGUAUGCCUCCCAUCAUGUAUAGAAAAGUGGCGCUGGUAAAAAAAAAAAGUCUAUCCCUGGUACAGGUAGAGAGGCCGUUGUUUCGCAUUAUUGCAUUGCACUAUGUUUCGAACACAAAAAUCUCUAUUCUUUUCCU
Messenger RNA from Setaria italica (foxtail millet), 1031 nucleotides. RefSeq lists its product as uncharacterized. The transcript has a single exon. Gene Ontology annotation, molecular function: calmodulin binding. Lineage: Eukaryota; Viridiplantae; Streptophyta; Magnoliopsida; Poales; Poaceae. The coding region runs from base 107 to 703 and encodes 198 amino acids. The record is from RefSeq and is a predicted model, not a curated record. Gene Ontology annotation, biological process: response to osmotic stress. Gene Ontology annotation, cellular component: nucleus.